CGAGAUCGCGGCAGUCAGUCAGUCUCCGGUCCCGUGUAUCACCGUCGUGGUCCGCUUGUGCAACGAGAACGAGCAUAACGGCCGCCCGCUAUACCGCAGUGCAUGUGCGUGCGUACAACAGUGUUUCGAGUGUGUGUAUCGCGAUUUAUACCGUCGCAGCCGUCGCUUGUCGUAAUAUUACGUAUGUAUAUAAGUACGAUUAGCUAUAUAUUAUAAUAUAUAUAUAAUACCUACCACGGCCACCCCGUGCGCGGGGGGGGAAUGUAUGCUUGGCAUCCGGCCAACUGCGCGUAAAAAUACGUAAAAUAUAAUAUAACACGCGACAGUACAAUAGUAAUAAGGAUAUAUCGGUUAAAUGGCUUAUGCUUUUCGGAUGUCUAGCUGAAUUCAAUUAACAUUUGUUACAUAAUACAUUAAUUGUGUAUACAAGAGGGAACGUCUUUCGUCGAAAAAAAGAAAAAAUCAGAUCGCGAUGGUGUACCGUAAUAACGUCCAUGACGUUGCGUCUCAUUAUGUCGUGGUUAGCGUAGUCAUCAUCUUGUCUUUCGCGGUCUUUUCGUGGGCGCCCGCCGACGCCGAUCCGUCGGAUACGUCCGAUCCGUGCUACGACGGAGAUCGGGCUCGUCGGUGCGUUCCCGACUUUGUCAACGCCGCUUAUGGCGGUCACGUGGAGUCUACCAGCACGUGUGGCGUGAGUGGUCCCGAGCGAUACUGCGAGCUGGGCCCCACGUCCCAGGGUGUCUGCCACACGUGCGACGACACACAGCCCAAACGCCGUCACCCGGCCGCCUACCUGACCGACCCGAACAACCCGUACAAUGCCACGUGCUGGCGGUCCGAGACGCUGUCCGCGCAACCGGUGGACCCGGCAUCGGCGUUACCACCGCCCGAUAACGUGACGCUCACACUGUCGCUGGGCAAAAAGUACGAGCUCACGUACAUCAACCUGCAGUUCUGCCCAAAGGCCGCCAAACCGGACUCUAUAGCAGUGUACAAGAGCAUGGACUAUGGUAAGACGUGGCAACCGUUCCAGUUCUACUCAGGGCAGUGCCGCAAGGUGUACGGCCGGCCAAACCGGGCCAUCAUCACCAAGGCCAACGAGCAGGAGGCCCUGUGCACUGACUCGCACCGAUUCAACGGGGCCGGGUCGUCGGCGUCCCGGGUCGCGUUCAGCACGUUGGAGGGCCGGCCCAGUGCCAUCGACUUCGACAACAGCCCCGUGCUACAGGACUGGGUGACGGCCACCGACGUGAAAAUAAUAUUCAACCGGUUGCACUUCCCGUCCGCGCCUCCGGACUCGCCUGCCGGCGCUGCGGCAACCACCGCUAGCACCACCUCCAGCACCACCACCAGCACGACCACCAGCCUUGGCGCCACCGGGUUGGAUUUAAAGUCAGAUUCGGACGAACCACUUAACGGCAACAAGACGGGUGCUGAUUUGCUCAUGCUGAACCCGGAUCAGGAGUUGCAGGGACAUGAACCUGAAAAGACCACCGUUGUCGUUCCAGUGACCACCGCGUCGCCGUCCGCCGGCCGCACGUACCAUUAUGCGGUGUCCGAUUUGUCCGUGGGCGGCCGGUGCAAGUGCAACGGACACGCGUCCAAGUGCAUACCGUCAGGUCCCGGGGCGUCGCUAGUAUGCGACUGCAAGCACAACACCGCUGGACGAGACUGCGAUCGGUGCAAGCCAUUCCAUUUCGACAGGCCCUGGGCUAGGGCCACUGUUCGCGAUCCCAACGAAUGUAAACCUUGUAACUGCAACGAACAUGCAAAACGAUGCCGGUUCGACAUGGAGCUAUACAAACUGUCGGGUCGGGUGAGCGGUGGCGUGUGCCUUAAGUGUAGACACUUCACGGCUGGCAGAUACUGUCAUUACUGCAAGGAGGGAUACUACAGGGAUCCUACUAAGCCCAUAACACAUCGAAAGGCUUGUAAAGCAUGCAACUGUCAUAUUUAUAACUUGACGACUGGCAUUAUAGAUUGUAGUUUUCUUUCAAGUAUAUUAGGAUUUAGCACAAAGCAUUGCAUUAUACAUGAUAUAUUAUUAUAA
Molecule: messenger RNA, 2050 nt
Organism: Acyrthosiphon pisum (pea aphid)
Lineage: Eukaryota; Metazoa; Arthropoda; Insecta; Hemiptera; Aphididae
Product: netrin-B
Exons: 4
Coding region: 473-2050 (525 amino acids)
Biological process (GO): dendrite development; tissue development; motor neuron axon guidance
Cellular component (GO): basement membrane
Source: RefSeq, a predicted model, not a curated record